GGGCGGGAACUGACUGAGACAGACAGGCGAGUGGGCGGGGCUUCCUGCAGGCGCUUGUAGAAGUCACCUAAAAUUCUAAGGGAAGAGUGGGAAUUGAGUGUGUGACACUGAUGAAGGGCCCAGGCAUGGCAGAAUUCCUCUGGGAACCUCUGUGGGGUCCUCCACCAUCGCCUUGGUGCCUGUCUUCACCCAGCUGAACAGUCGUCCAAGCUGCCUCCCGACUCUUGGUGCAGCCUCCAUUGCCACUGGUGCCCUGCGCCUGUGCCUCAGCCAUGUCACUCCUGGCGACCCUGGGGCUGGAGCUGGACAGGGCCCUGCUCCCAGCUAGCGGCCUGGGCUGGCUCGUAGACUAUGGGAAACUCCCCCUGGCCCCUGCCCCCCUAGGCCCCUAUGAGGUCCUCGGGGGAGCCCUGGAGGGCGGGCUUCCAGGGGGGGGAGAGCCCCUGGCAGGUGAUGGCUUCUCUGAUUGGAUGACAGAGCGGGUUGACUUCACGGCCCUCCUACCUCUGGAGGCACCUCUCCCCCCAGGAACUCUUCCCCCACCCUCCCCAGCACCCCCUGACCUGGAAGCCAUGACAUCCCUACUCAAGAAGGAACUAGAACAGAUGGAAGACUUCUUCCUUGAUGCCCCACUCCUCCCACCACCCUCCCCACCACCUCCAGCACCCUCUCUGCCCCUACCUUUGCCCCUGCCCACCUUUGACCUUCCUCAGCCCCCUACCCUGGAUACUCUGGAUCUGCUAGCUGUCUACUGCCGCAGUGAGACUGGGCCAGGGGAUUCAGGCUUGGCAACCCUCCCUGUCCCCCAGCAGCCACCUCCUCCUACCCCUCUGGCCCCUCAGCCUUCACCAUCCCGCCCAGCUCCCUAUCCUAGUCCUGCCAGCACCCGAGGGGACCGCAAGCAGAAGAAGAGAGAUCAGAAUAAGUCAGCAGCUCUCAGGUACCGCCAGAGGAAGCGGGCAGAGGGCGAGGCCCUGGAGGGCGAGUGCCAGGGGCUGGAGGCACGGAACCGGGAGCUGAGGGAGAGGGCUGAGUCAGUGGAGCGAGAGAUCCAGUAUGUGAAGGACCUGCUAAUUGAGGUGUACAAGGCCCGAAGCCAGAGGACCCGCAGCACCUAGGGUCCAGGCCAGAGGAGGGAGGUGUGCUGCACCUCUGCCUUCAGCUUCACUCUAACCCUUUAUUUCAUUCUCCUAUCCCAUUCAUGUCUGGAUUUCUCCCACAUACCCCCAUUAUGGGUUAUUUGGCUUAGUCAGUUUCUGUACCCCUUCAGUGCAACUAAGGAACCAAGGCCCUCAGGGAAUUUGAAGAGCCAGCCUGAUAUCUGGUUUCUGGAGUCUUAAAACAAGUGUGUUUUUGCAGGUAGUCCUAGUUGAGUGGGGGGGGGGGGGGCUGCCAGGCCUGGCAUGGGGGUAAGGCAGGAAGCCAUUCAGGGUGACUUGUACUGAUAAGAACCUAGUCAGGGAGCGUGGGUUUUAAGGAGGGCAUAUGAACAUAAGUGAGAAGCCAGCCAAAGGAAGGGAACCAAGUCCUCAGAACAGUAGGGUACUGGCCUAGGAAUAGGAAGGGUGGCUGUAGUUGGUAUCUAGGGGGUCAUUUUAGCUCUGGGAGAGAAUCAGUGUCUUGUGAAGUUUCGGGGGAAGGCUUCAUCUGGCGGGGCUGAUCCUUCAGGAGCUAUGAGAACAAAUAAAAGGCAGACUUCCCCGUG
This is a messenger RNA of Meriones unguiculatus (Mongolian gerbil), 1705 nucleotides long. It is a transcript of the gene Atf5, whose product is annotated as activating transcription factor 5. Bases 273 to 1118 code for a protein of 281 amino acids. Gene Ontology annotation, cellular component: nucleus. Gene Ontology annotation, molecular function: DNA-binding transcription activator activity, RNA polymerase II-specific; RNA polymerase II transcription regulatory region sequence-specific DNA binding. The record is from RefSeq and is a predicted model, not a curated record. The transcript is spliced from 3 exons. Gene Ontology annotation, biological process: regulation of transcription by RNA polymerase II. NCBI's taxonomy places the organism in Eukaryota, Metazoa, Chordata, Mammalia, Rodentia, Muridae.